AUGAUCGAAGCGAAACGAAAGGCUCGUCUUCGGCAACGACAAGAAGAAACUUCAAUUCGAGACAACUAUUAUCAACAACAACUCUUUCUCUUACCGACAAUUACUCGGGAAGAAAUUACAAGUGAAAAUGGAUCAAAAAAGUUUGGACGAAUUGUUUCUUCUUCCUCUUCUCCGUCUGUGGUUCAAGAAUGGACAAGAUUAAAUUCAUCAACAUCAUCCUCAUCAUCCUCAUUGUUUAAUGAAAAUAAUCAUCAUGAUGAUCAAGUUGUUGAAAUGAAUCAUCGUUCAUCAUCAUUACAAAAUUUAAUGAUCACACCCCUGAAGAGGAUCACGAUUACAGAAAUGGAACAUUUAGAACCAUCGAGUGAUGACGACUCGAAUCAUUAUUAUAUUACAAACUCCAUCACAUCCAACUUUGUGAGACUGCAGUGUCGAGUGCACUCCAAUAGAGGAAGUGGUAAAUUACGAUUUUUGAUUCUUCGAGAAGGUAUUCAUUUUGUGUUGGCCACACUUUUUACAAUGGAGAAAGAAAUGAUUAAUUUUGUGAAAAAGAUCAAUCCAGAAUCGAUUGUUGAAGUUUUUGGAAUGGUAUGUCCAGCAGAAAAGGAAAUUGCUGAAAAAGUAAUUACAGGAAAAUUUAAAAAUAUCGAAAUCAAAAUUGAGAGAAUUUAUUUAUUGUCAUUGGCAAGGAGUUUACCUUUUCAUGUUCAUGAUUGUAUGAAGAUAUCCAAUACUAUUGAAAUGCCAUUUUCGAACAAUGACAAUUUUUUGAGGGAAACCAAAAUAUCAUUUUCACACCAGUUGGAUAAUCGGGUAAUUUCAAUGAGAGUACCUUCACAAUUGGCAAUCUUAAAAAUUCAAUCAAGUAUUACAAAAUACUUUCGUCAAUUUAUGGAACAAUUGGAAUUUGUUGAAGUUCAUACACCAAAAUUGAUCGAAUGUCAAAAAUCAAGCCAAGGAAAUAAUUUUCAAGUAGAAUAUUUUAAUUCCAAUGCUUUUUUGACAAGUUCUACACGACAUUAUUUACAAAUGGCCAUUCAGGGUGAUUUAAUGAAGGUCUAUGAAGUAGGACCAGUAUUUCGAGCAGACGCAGGAACAACAUGUCGACACUUGACACAAUUUACAAGUUUAGAUUUCGAAAUGGUCAUUCACUCACAUUAUUUCGAAGUCAUUCAAGUGGUCGACAAAUUAUUGAACUCAAUAUUGACCAGUCUUGAAAAUGAAAUGUCUCAAGAAUUGGCAUUGGUUCGACACGAGUAUUCACAUUCAAAUUCUUCCAGCAAUGAACAGAACACUCCAUUGGAACUUGACCAUAUGGAUGAAACCAUGUUUGCUCAUUCAUUCUCUUUCACUCCUUCAAUGGAUGUCAACAAUGAUCAUCAGGGACUUGUACCUUGUCUGCUCCUUUCUUACCGUGAAGCUCUUUCAUUACUGAACAAUCAUCUCCAAGAAUUACAUCAUGAUCAAAAUCAACCAAAUUGGUAUUGGAAACGAGAAAUUUUACCUGAAGAAGGUCUCUCUACACAUGACAUGCAAAUCCUAUCUCAAAUCAUUCGUGACACUUAUCAUAUAGAUUUAUUUAUUUUGAACGAAUUCCCUUUUUGCUUGAAAUCUUCUCAUGUCAUGAAUUCGAGCAAUGAAUCUGUGUCAAAUGACAGCAGUUGGUCUCAUUCAUUUGAAAUUUAUCUCAGAGGAGAAUGUAUUGGUAGGGGACAUCAAGGUGUUCAUGAUUUUGAAAUGUUGAAAGAAUAUGAAAAGAAUGGAAUGAAUUAUUUCAACUUUGAUUUUCUUAAAUAUGGAGCUUGGCCUCAUGCUGGAUGUAGUUUUGGAUUAGAGAGAUUGGCCAUGGCUUAUCUGGGAUUAGGGAAUAUUCGAAGGGCAAGCUUAUUUCCAAGAGAUUCACACAGACAAACUCCUUAG
Molecule: messenger RNA, 1920 nt
Organism: Naegleria fowleri
Lineage: Eukaryota; Heterolobosea; Eutetramitea; Acrasida; Naegleriidae
Exons: 1
Coding region: 1-1920 (639 amino acids)
Biological process (GO): aspartyl-tRNA aminoacylation
Cellular component (GO): aminoacyl-tRNA synthetase multienzyme complex; cytosol; cytoplasm
Molecular function (GO): RNA binding; aspartate-tRNA ligase activity; ATP binding
Source: RefSeq, a predicted model, not a curated record